AGUUUAUUCCUCGUGCUGAGCAAAGCAAGUUCGGUGUUUUUGUUCUUGCUCCGGAUCAAUUUGUGCCUAUUUUCUGUAAGAUGUCGAACAACAUUGUUGACCUGCGCUCGGAUACCGUUACCCAGCCGACGCCGGAGAUGCGGCAACGUAUGGCAACCGCUGUCGUGGGCGACGAUGUGUUUGGCGAGGAUCCCACUAUCGCUGAGCUAGAGUCCAAAACGGCGGCCAUAUUUGGCAAGGAGGCUGGCCUAUUUGUGCCCAGCGGCACCAUGGGAAAUCUACUGGCAAUAAUGGUUCAUUGUAAUCGACGUGGCUCGGAGGCAAUUGUGGGAGAUUUGUCGCACACCUUUCUCUACGAACAAGGUGGUGCCUCGUUCAUAGCUGGUGUGCAAUUAGCCACAAUUAGGAACCAACCGGACGGCACCUUUAGCCUGGCAGAGCUACGGCAGAAGAUACGGCAAUAUGAGGACUGUCAUGAGCCAGUCACCUCUCUCAUUGUGGUGGAGAACACCCAAAACAUCUGUGGUGGCAAGGUGAUGCCACUCGCCUUCCUAGACGAGGUCGUGGCGCUGGUGCGCGAGUCGGGCGUGGGCACCGCCCGGAUUGGCCUGCACAUGGAUGGAGCCCGGGUGUUUAAUGCAGCGGCUGCUUUGGACGUCAGUGUUGAGCGUAUCACACGUGGCUUUGACUCAGUGUCCGUCUGCCUGAGCAAGGGCUUAUCGGCGCCCGUUGGCUCCGUACUGGUUGGAUCUAAGGAUUUCAUUAAAGAAGCGCACCGACUACGCAAAGCCUUAGGCGGUGGCAUGCGGCAGGCUGGAAUCUUGGCAGCGGGUGGUCUGGUCGCCCUGCAGCAGGUGGUACCCCUGAUUAAAAAAGACCAUGAGCGCACCCUGCGCAUUGCAGAAGCCAUCGAUAAGCUGCACAGUCCCAAUGUGACCGUCGAUCUGCCAACUGUGGCAACCAACAUUCUGUUGAUACAGAUUAAGCAGCCCAAACUGACUGCCAGCCAGUUGGCCAAUCGUCUCGCUGUCAUUGAGCCAGAGGAGCUAACGGCUGGCAUAACCGGCCCGAAUGGAGCGGGUAUUGUCCUGAAGGCCAGUUCCCGUAAUUGGGAAUUUAUGCGUCUGGUGCUCUACCACCAGGUGAAUGAUGAUCAAGUGGAGAUGGCCAUAAAAAAGAUCUCCUACGUCAUCAAGCAGUACGAUGCCCGCUGGCCCUGAGCCCAGACUCAAUCCAGAAUUAUAUUUACUGAUAAGAGUGACUUGAUAAUAAAGCCGGAAAGAAAAUAA
This is a messenger RNA of Drosophila grimshawi, 1289 nucleotides long. RefSeq names its product probable low-specificity L-threonine aldolase 2. Gene Ontology annotation, cellular component: cytosol. The record is from RefSeq and is a predicted model, not a curated record. Bases 81 to 1220 code for a protein of 379 amino acids. The transcript has 6 exons. Gene Ontology annotation, molecular function: L-allo-threonine aldolase activity. NCBI's taxonomy places the organism in Eukaryota, Metazoa, Arthropoda, Insecta, Diptera, Drosophilidae. Gene Ontology annotation, biological process: L-threonine catabolic process; glycine biosynthetic process.